Messenger RNA from Rhinolophus ferrumequinum (greater horseshoe bat), 2524 nucleotides. It is a transcript of the gene SLC29A1, whose product is annotated as solute carrier family 29 member 1 (Augustine blood group). Gene Ontology annotation, cellular component: plasma membrane. The coding region runs from base 589 to 1986 and encodes 465 amino acids. The record is from RefSeq and is a predicted model, not a curated record. Gene Ontology annotation, biological process: nucleoside transmembrane transport; uridine transmembrane transport. NCBI's taxonomy places the organism in Eukaryota, Metazoa, Chordata, Mammalia, Chiroptera, Rhinolophidae. Gene Ontology annotation, molecular function: nucleoside transmembrane transporter activity. The transcript is spliced from 13 exons.
AGCUGUGCCCCACACCUAUCAGGAAGUAUUUUCCUGGAAAACUGGCCAGGAACUAGGCAGCUCCUUGGCAGUGGCUGGAAAGGAAGGUGAAGGUGCCACCAGCGGAGAGGCUGGAGUCUGGGGUGCCUCUAGGUGGUUCUUCAGAGCGCACCCUAGCCAUGAGUCCAAGGGCUCCCCCAGGAGGGUGGAGAGGUCAGACUUGCAGAGAAGUGGGGGAGGCCUCUGUGGCUUGGCCUCACUCUUCACCCUUGUGGCUGCUGCUACUGCAGAUCUGCUCGUUUUGUUCUCCCUCUUCCUUCCCCUCCCCCUCUCUGUUCUAUCUCCGUUCUGUUGCCCUCAUCCUGUCCCUCCUUCUAUUGUCGUCACUGUCCUUGACCCCUCUCAUCCUCUUCCCUGCCUUUGCCUGUCUUUCCCUCCCUCUCGGAGUCCUCCUCCUUCUCCCCGGUUCUCCACCCUCUGGUUUCCCAGCUUACAAACUGCUUCGCUGCUGGAUAAAAAUAGCGGUGGCAGCAGCCAGGCCAGGCUUGGCGCCAGCAAGCCUCCGAGGGAGGGAGCUGUCAGCCAGACAAAACCAAGACCGCCGUCACCAUGACAACCAGUCACCAGCCUCGGGACAGGUACAAAGCUGUCUGGCUUAUCUUCUUCAUGCUGGGUCUGGGGACCCUGCUCCCCUGGAAUUUUUUCAUGACAGCCACUCAGUAUUUCACAGACCGCCUGAACCAGUCCCAGAAUGUGUCCUCGGUCACUGCCAACGUGAGCAGGGACAUCCAGACCUCGGCCACCCCCGCAACCCCUGCUCCAGAACGGAGUUUCCUGAGCGCCAUCUUCAACAAUGUCAUGACCUUGUGUGCCAUGUUGCCUCUGCUGAUCUUCACCUGCCUCAACUCCUUCCUGCAUCAGAGGAUCCCCCAGUCUGCGCGGAUCCUGGGCGGCCUGGUGGCCAUCUUGCUGGUGUUCCUGAUCACCGCUCUCCUGGUGAAGGUGCACCUGGAUGCCCUGCCCUUCUUCGUCAUCACCAUGAUCAAGAUCAUGCUCAUUAACUCGUUCGGUGCCAUCUUGCAGGGCAGCCUCUUUGGUCUGGCUGGCCUCCUGCCUGCCAACUACACGGCCCCCAUCAUGAGUGGGCAGGGCCUGGCAGGCAUCUUCGCAUCGGUGGCCAUGAUCUGUGCCAUUGCCAGUGGCUCGGAGCUGUCAGAAAGUGCCUUCAGCUAUUUUAUCACAGCCUGUGUGGUCAUCAUUUUGACCAUCAUCUGUUACCUGUGCCUGCCCCGGCUGGAAUUCUACCGCUACUACCGGCAGCUCAAGCUGGAAGGGUCUGGGGAGCAGGAGACCAAGUUGGAUCUCAUUAGUAAAGAUUCUUCCACAACCUGUCCCCUCCCAGGAGAGCAGCCAAGAGCAGGCAAAGAGGAGUCUAGAGUUUCAGCUCCCAACUCUCAGCCCACCAACAAAAGCCACUCAGUCCGAGCCAUCCUCAAAAAUAUCUUAGUCCCGGCUCUCUCUGUCUGCUUCAUCUUCACGGUCACCAUUGGGGUGUUUCCCGCUGUGACUGCUGAGGUCAAGUCCAGCAUUGCAGGCACCAGUGCCUGGGGAAACUAUUUCAUUCCUGUGUCCUGUUUCUUGACUUUCAAUGUCUUUGACUGGCUGGGCCGGAGCCUCACAGCUGUAACCAUGUGGCCUGGGAAGGACAGCCGCUGGCUACCAAGCCUGGUGUUAGCCCGGCUGGUUUUCGUGCCCCUGCUGCUGCUGUGCAACGUCCAGCCCCGCCGAUACCUGACUGUGGUCUUUGAGCACGACGCCUGGUUCUUUAUCUUCGUGGCUGCCUUCGCCUUCUCCAAUGGCUACCUUGCCAGUCUCUGCAUGUGCUUCGGGCCCAAGAAAGUGAAGCCAGCUGAGGCGGAGACAGCUGGAGCCAUCAUGGCCUUCUUUCUGUCUCUGGGCCUGGCGCUGGGGGCUGUCUUCUCCUUCCUGUUCCGGGCGAUUGUGUGACCACGGAUGGCUAGAGAACCGUGCUGGCCUCCUGUUCCUGCCCCUUCUUCAGAGAUGGGCAGGGGUGAGCUGGUGGCUUUCUCUUCUAGUUGACUUCUGCUUUCUCACGACCUGUGCUGGGCCCGGGUGUCCAGCCUCUGGGUGGACAGUGGGGACAUUGUGAGCCUGAGGGUCAGAGUCGGGGGAGGGGACACAGUCACUGCCUAUGCUCGAAUACCCCACACUUGGUUCUUACCGAUCAUUGACUGAGCAGCACAGCAGAGGCUCCUCUGCUCAGUGUGUGUGUAUGUCUGUACGUUUGUCUGCCUCCCUAGGGGUCAGGACUGUCUGUUCUAAGGUCCAGUCUGAUGUUUCCAUCCCCUCUUUCUCCCCCGUGCCUCUUCCCAUAACCUCUCCCUGUCCCUUCCCUGCUCCCCGUCUUAUUCCUACCCAUCAUGCACCCUGCACAGUUGCCAUUGUACUACCUUUUUUAUACUCAACAGAAACCAGGCACCUUCAGAGGCUGUCUGAGUAAAUAAACUUUUUUUUUUUUUUUGUC